Molecule: messenger RNA, 723 nt
Organism: Aspergillus nomiae NRRL 13137
Lineage: Eukaryota; Fungi; Ascomycota; Eurotiomycetes; Eurotiales; Aspergillaceae
Exons: 2
Coding region: 1-723 (240 amino acids)
Cellular component (GO): mitochondrion
Source: RefSeq, a predicted model, not a curated record
AUGGAUUCUCCAACAAACUUACUAUUUGGGAUUCCAAGACGCCUGGUUGCAAACAUAGCAAACAUCAACCCGUUGUCGCGGAUCAACACAAUCACGGCGCAAGAUGUUCCUGUUUCGACGCCAAUCGGUGCCCUUUCACCGGAAUCGCCUUUCAUUAUCUUUCAAGCAUAUGUCCCGCCGCCAAUUCUCUACUCCCACCUCUUCCACUCCAAAGGCUCGACAUCUCGCCUCCGCAAGCUGAAUGAUCGGCUCCCGUCCUUCCUUCGCGCCUAUACGACCCCGUUACUUGGGGCCCCGGGAACGCAUAUUACCUCCUUUUUGAUCCUACAUGAACUUACCGCCAUUGUACCCCUAUUCGGACUUGUGACGGCUUUUCACUACGGCAAUUGGCUACCAGACUUAACCUCAAGUAACGCCUUUGAAGAAGGAACCCGACGAUUCGGGCGGUGGUUGCAGAAGAAAGGCUGGGUCGAAAAUGUUGAUGUGGACGCCAUGGAGUUGGCCGGAGGUGUAAACAGCUAUGACCCUGUCACAACAGAUCAAAUGACGGAGAGCGACAGGAAAGGUGUACGCCUGGUGCUAGAGUUUGCGACGGCGUAUGCGGUCACCAAGGCUUUACUACCGCUCCGGAUUGCCGCAAGUGUCUGGGCGACGCCUUGGUUUGCCCGAGCCAUACUGGUACCGACAGGAAAAGGGUUCAAAAAGCUGUUGGGGAGAAAGUAG